Molecule: messenger RNA, 1305 nt
Organism: Linum trigynum
Lineage: Eukaryota; Viridiplantae; Streptophyta; Magnoliopsida; Malpighiales; Linaceae
Source: the annotation of a GenBank genome assembly
AUGGACAACGACAGCAACCCAUCUCCGGUACUCUACGACAUCGUAAUCCUAGGAGCAUCAGGAUUCACCGGCAAAUACGUCGUAAGGGAAGCACUCAAGUUCCUCAACUCCCCAUCUUCCCCUCUCAAAUCCUUCGCCAUUGCGGGCCGAAACAACUCCAAGCUCAUCCAAGCCCUGAAAUGGGCCGCCGAGCCCAACUCUCCACCUCCGUCCAUCCCAAUCCUCACCGCCGACACGGCCGACCCUGCUUCCCUGCGCCUGCUCUGCUCCCAGACCAGGCUCGUUCUCAACUGCGUCGGUCCGUUUCGCCUCCACGGCGACCCUGUCGUGGCCGCCUGUGUCGAGGCCGGCUGCGACUACUUGGAUAUCUGCGGGGAGCCGGAGUUUAUGGAGAGGAUGGAAUACAGUUACCACGACCAAGCGGUUGAGAAUGGUUCGUUGGUUGUUUCGGCUUGUGGGUUCGAUUCGGUUCCGGCUGAGCUGGGUUGGAUGUUUAACUCGAAGCAGUGGGUCUACCCGGCUGUGCCAAACCGGAUCGAGGCUUACCUGAGCUUGGAAUCGGACAAGAACAUUGUUGCCAACUUCGGGACUUACCAAUCGGCGGUUCUGGGUGUUGCCAACGUGGACAAGUUGCAAGAGUUGAGGAGAUCCAGACCCAGAAGGACUAAGCCCAAGAUUCCUGGGCCAUAUCCUAAUAAAGGACCAACCAUAGACUACCAAAAGGAGUUUGGUCUUCCGGGGGUUAAAGAGAGUGACGACCGAACUGAGAGGAGGAAGAAAUAUUGGUCGGCGACGAAGCCUGCUUAUUUUGGGUUGAAGUUGGGGUCUAAUUCCCUUUUGGGUCUCUUCCAAUUUAUUACUCUUGGCGUCUCUAUUGGCUACUUGGGUAGAAGUUCUAUUGGAAGGUGGCUACUCCUCAACUUCCCAUCAUUUUUUAGCGCUGGAUGGUUCAGCAAGAAGGGUCCUUCUGAGGACGAGGUCGCGAGCGCUUCCUUCAAGAUGUGGUUUGUCGGACGCGGAUACAGUGACUUGAGCCGAAGGACAUCGACAGAGUUUGGGAACAAGAAGCAGGAGCCCGAUGCGGAGAUCAUAACAAGAGUCAUGGGUCCUGAUGCGGGCUAUUCGACGACCCCUAUCAUCUUGCUGCAAUGUGCUUUGAUUGUUCUCGAGCAACGUGACAACUUGCCCAAAGGAGGAGUUCUCACUCCAGGGAUCGUGUUUGGUCCGACUAAUCUCCGAGAGCGUCUCGAGCAUAAUGGGAUUUCUUUUGAUGUCAUUUCAAGGAGAGUUGUCUCUACUAAGUGA